AUGAAACGACAAGAAAGGCAAAGCCCAGAGACGGAAACGGCGGAGGGUUCGAAAAAGACGACAAAGAAUUCGUCAGGAGCACCAAAUGCAGAGUUCAAAGAAAUGACGGACAUGCUGAUGAGGCUGGAAAAGAGCAUUGAACGGUGGAAGAAGGAGGUAGCAGAUGCUGCAAAGAAGAAGGAAGAAGAAGAACGACAGAAGAGAGAGACGGAGACGAUCGUAACGAUGGUGCAAGUGCCAGAAAACACCUUAAAGGUGAUGGAGAAGAUCGAAAAACUGAACAACGACGGUUGGAGACGAUUGAAGAGGUUUUUAGCCACAGAGGAAACAUCAGACGGAGCAGAGGGAACAAAACAAAGAAGAGCAUGUAACCAAGAGGACGCACCGGAGACGACGGAAACGGACAUGCCCAAAAGGAUGCAGAGGGCAUUAGAAAAACGAAAGAAAGAAGCGUUUGAGAUGAUUACAAGAAUCGACACGGAAUUGGUAAAACAUGCACUAAUGAAUGUUGGUGAACGAUUUGUGCUUGAUAAGGAAGGUACAGGGAAAGUACAAACGUUCGAAUUCGGAAAGACGCGCAUCCAUACUGGGAAGUUUGAGGACCUGAUGAACUUGUGGGAGAAACGGACAACAGGCGACAGACGGGAGGAAGAUGAAGACAGUGAUGAAGAGGAGAGGAUGGAUGCAGAAGGAUCAGGUGAACCACACGGAGCAGAAGAAUGUCAAAUGAACAUGGAGGUGAUGGACACCCAUGAAGAGAAGAAAGAAGAAAACGUACGGUGUCCACUGAGAAGCACCCCCAUAGAAUCCAGAAUUGAUUUGCAAGAGCUAGACGUGGAUGUGUUUCAAUACGCCAUCAGUGGAUGGGCAGCAGUGAUCGGCACGGGAACGUACACAGCUGAGGAAAUCAAGGAGAAAGUAUAUGCAGACCUGAAUUUAGAUGACAGCUUCAAGUUUGUGCAAAUCUACGUCAGAUGGUUCUUGACAAUGUAUGAGGAUUUCAUGGAUAAGAUGGCAACAGUAUUUGGAGUACCAAUAAUAGCAAUCGGAGCGUCACCACCAAACCCAACAUUGGGAGAGGAUGAAGGGAAAACGCUGGAUAAAGAUGAGGAAGGACUGCCGGUGGUCCCCUUAACAGUACAGGGACGAAUGAAUGCCGUUUUGGAUGAGGCAAGGAUGCAAGCUGGGCGAACGUUUCAAACCAAACUAUAUGAGGAACUAAGGAACAAAAUUGGAAUAAGACAAGGAGCGCAAGGUUCUCCAGGAUGGUGGGCAUUACCCACACCAAUCGAUUACCUAACCAAAUACAGUAGGGCGUAUGGAAAACUAAAAAGUUUCGGACAUAUCGCCCCAAGAGGAUUAUUGAAAUUUGCAAGAGACCAUGGAAUGGUCAUUGCGUUUGGCUUGGAACUAUUACCAGAAAGAUAUGCGGUGAAAUCAUGCUCCGGAAAAUGCGCAAUCUGGGGCGAAGAUGGAGGAGUCUUUUUUGGGAUACCACCAACCCAAGCCCAUGCACAUUGUGGUUUGACAGGACCAGUAGGGGCAUGCAAAGGAGGAGAAGAUAGGUUCUAUGACCCGGAAAGGAAAGGGGUGGCGGGAGAUCCAUUUAUCAGCAUGUUGACCGGAAAGUUGGAGUAUGACGAAUGCUUUACGACUGACAUGGCCUUAUACCACCCAAAGAGGCAAGACACAAAGGAAGGAGUUUGCUCAGGGGAUGUCGUGAAAGUGCGAGGAUUGCAGUACCAAACAAUUGUCGUCUUCAAAACAUACAAAGGCUGCUGGGUGGUUGGCUGUGGGGGACGAUUCUUCUAUCCAAUGGAAAUGCUAUGCGUUGCAGAAUGGCACAAAGUAUCACGACGAGUUUAAAAAGAAGAAAUGACGUGAAUCAAGAAAUUAAGUUCAAAGAGAGAAAAAAAGAGAAAUGCAAAAUUAAGUUGAAGAAAGAAAAACAAAGCGGGUAAAACGUGGUGAAAGAAAAGAAUGGUACUUGAAAGUGAAGUGACGGGCAUGAAAUUGUUUGAUAUGGUUCUGAUUUUUUGAUACGCCGC
Notodromas monacha is the source of this 2048-nucleotide messenger RNA. Lineage: Eukaryota; Metazoa; Arthropoda; Ostracoda; Podocopida; Cyprididae. The record is from the annotation of a GenBank genome assembly.